Symbiodinium sp. CCMP2592 is the source of this 681-nucleotide messenger RNA. Lineage: Eukaryota; Dinophyceae; Suessiales; Symbiodiniaceae. The record is from the annotation of a GenBank genome assembly.
AUGUCGGGUUGCGCGAUGGAAGAUGAAGCGACUGACGUAUUCGCGCCGCCGACCAUCAAUGUUGAUGUGUCAGUCAAGCUGGUGGUGCACAGCGGGCCGUUAGGGCUAGCGGCCCGGAGUAUCAUGGACGCUCGUGUGGAUGGCGGCAGGGGGUUUGAAGCAACAAAAUUGGAGCCAGCAAACCCUUCCAUGUAUUACUUUGCUGUGUACCUCACGCCAGCCGCAUACAAGAACUGGUGCGAUGUUGACAUUCUUGGCGGAGUUGAAGCGAUGUUGAUUUGCGAGAACACUGCACAGUGUGCUUGGGGUGGAUGGUUGUGUGGCAAGGAGGCGGGAGUGCUCUGGCGCAACUUAUGCGGGAAGUUGGAGGGCCAAGGCGCUCAUGCUGACUUCGCGGCAUGGAUCGAACACAGUCUGGCAAAGGGCAGGGCUGAUGCCGCUACCCGAAGCAUAUCGAGCCAAGCGGAGACAUGGGACGCCGCGCCAGCAAGCACCGCGCCAGUUACGCCAAGCAUUGGAACCUAUCCGUUCAAGUCUGGAUUGUGCACAGUUGUCCAUCAUCCUUCAACACUUGGAAGAUGUUGCCCUUUGCUGCAACCCUCCUUUCUUUGCGUGGAUCUAGAAUUGAACGUUGUGUUGGGAUAUGGAGUGUGCAGUCCCCUCACUUGGCUCGGUGACUGA